UUCAUAUCUCCUAAAGUUCAAAUGUUGCUUUCAAAAAUAACUGGUUUCAACAUCAACAAAAUAUUUUCUCCUAAACAAGUAUCUGUUACAGAAUCUCCUAAGUACAAACUGGUCACAGAUGAACAACUGAGGGAGCUGCAAGAGGGGUCUCUUAAGGGAGCCAACAAAUUAUUACAAAUGCCUCCCUACAAGAAACCAUGGAACAUCCACAACAAUGAUGAACUUAUAAUUUCAAACGACCAACAAAUUGCACAUUUUGAGAUGGAUGACUCAACUUACGUUUUUACUGACAUAUCACCAGGCAUCCCUAGGCGGGAUAGGAUGCUGGUGGUGAGAGAUAAGGAGGGAGUUUUGAGGAGGUGCAACAGGGAAGAAAGUGACAAGAUCCUUAUGCUGUAUUAUCCUCAAGAAGGUAAGAUGUACAACAUGCCUCAGAUGUUCCAGCCACAACAGCUAGAGGUCUUACUUGGCAAACAUCAGUAUGAAUAUGUAUUAAAUGUGGCUUGCGUUCAGUUUGAACCAGACGAUCCAAACUACACCAGGGUGACAGAGAGAACGUUUGAACACGUUUUGCAAUCUGGGCAAUUUGAAGUUUUAAGAUUUACAAGAUUUUAUGGAUCCAUGGUCUUCUAUUUUCUCAUUCAUAAUAAAAUCGACUUAUUAUUAGCCCAUCAGCUUUCUCAAAACCGGCUAGAUGAUGCGGUUAGCUUAGUUCAGUUGUACCACAUCAUCCAUCCCUAUUGUAAAUCGGUUGCCAUCUGCAAGGGAGAAGAUGCAAAAGACAAUUAUCAGCUCAUUCAAGUUAGUUUUUUUUAA
Molecule: messenger RNA, 816 nt
Organism: Helobdella robusta
Lineage: Eukaryota; Metazoa; Annelida; Clitellata; Rhynchobdellida; Glossiphoniidae
Exons: 6
Cellular component (GO): mitochondrial small ribosomal subunit
Molecular function (GO): structural constituent of ribosome
Source: RefSeq, a predicted model, not a curated record